Molecule: messenger RNA, 521 nt
Organism: Aphis gossypii (cotton aphid)
Lineage: Eukaryota; Metazoa; Arthropoda; Insecta; Hemiptera; Aphididae
Product: COX assembly mitochondrial protein 2 homolog
Exons: 3
Coding region: 186-452 (88 amino acids)
Source: RefSeq, a predicted model, not a curated record
UUGGUGAUUAAAAUUACUUUAUUUUCGUUAUAAUAUUAUUAUAUUAAUAUUUGUAUUUUUAUAAUAUUUUGAAUACCAAGUAAUGUAAAUUAGCAAGAAAAGAGUUGUUAAUAUAUAAAUAACAAAUAAAUUCAAUUAGGCAACUAUUAUUGUUUUUUUUAAUAACUUUAAGAAUAAUUUUAAGUAUGCAUCCGGAUUUGUCACCUCAUUUGCACACUGAAGAAUGUAAUAACUUAACCAUGGAAUUUAAAAACUGUAAUAUAGAGCAUAAAGUUUUGAGAUUUGUUGGCAGAUGUGAUAAAAUCUAUGAUCGGAUGGUUCACUGUUUCCACUUGGAGCGACAAGCCAAGCGCAUAAAAAAUAAUGAAGAAGCAAAACAACAUCAAGCUCUAGUGAGACAAAGGAUGUUAGCAGAAAUGAGAUCCGACAGAGAAAAAGGAAUUGUAAAUUGAGAUAUUUUACUAUUUGUUGUGUAUAGGUUUAGGUAUAAAUUAUUGAAAAAUAAAUUUAACAAAAUAUAA